This is a messenger RNA of Aphanomyces astaci, 1211 nucleotides long. RefSeq lists its product as hypothetical. Gene Ontology annotation, biological process: regulation of actin filament polymerization. The record is from RefSeq and is a predicted model, not a curated record. Lineage: Eukaryota; Oomycota; Saprolegniomycetes; Saprolegniales; Verrucalvaceae. Gene Ontology annotation, molecular function: small GTPase binding. The coding region runs from base 48 to 713 and encodes 221 amino acids. The transcript has 9 exons.
CAAUGAAAACGCUCGAGGCGCGGAAUUAGGUCGGGUGAUUGUAAGCCAUGGGAAACUCAAUGCACAAGGACAAGCUCGCCCUAUCCUUUGGAGGUCCAGGCGUCCCUGAAACAGACAUGUCCAAGGUUGAUGGCGCAGUGCGGGAGCUCUAUGUCAAUGCCACUCGCCUGGUUGAAGAAAAUAAGCACACAUUGAGCAAGAUUGAAGACUACAAAGGAUGUCAGGAGCAUAUUCGCAAGAGCAUGUCGUCGCCCACAAACGAAUCGUACAGGCGAGACAGUUUGAGCCACUUGAUCCCAAACGUUGAGCUCAUCCAGGACUUUUACAACGCCGCGCACAACCAAGGCGUGGUGUUCCAUGAGCUCGUAUCCAUGCUGGCAGGACGUGGCUCACAAGCCCACCCUGCGCUGUAUAAGCGACUGGCCGACGUGCUGGUGUUUUGCCUCACGUUCGACACCCUCAAAGCCACGAAUCCGAGCAUCCAGAACGACCUGAGCCACUACCGCCGGUACAUUGCCGCCAACAAGGACAACCAGUCCGACCUUGUUCCAGAGACCAUGGCCAACAGCCUGUCGUUCUUUGUCGCAGAUCACAUGCCCAUGCUCAAAGCCAUCAUCCACACCCUUCACGACGACAACAAUCCCCACACCCGACGGAGUGUGGCUCAACUGGCCAACUUGACCUGCACCUACGUCGUCUCCCAUAGGUACUAACUAGUACCUACUUACGUGCAGACCAUAGAUAGGUUGGACGCGGCCACGGAACUCUACUGCUUGCGCGCCAUGACGGCCGCCAUCUUGGUAUACGACCACACGAGUGAAAAGGGCGCCUUCCGCACCAAGUCCACCGUCAAAGUAACUAGACAUUUUCAACUGCAUUAUAUCAAGAACUCGUUGGAAUAGAUCAAGCAAUGCGUCCAGGCGUUGCAAGCCGCCAAGAAGGACAACGCGGCGGUGGCGCCGCUGCAAGACUGCCUCCAGUACCUGAGCAGGCACUUCAACGACACGCAAACCCCCCAUCGGAUUCGAAGCAUGUUUGAAUAAACAGAAACCCGUCAGUCAGCACAUGGGGCUGCUCACGGCAUCAUCACAUCCAUCCGACGGACUUCGACUUCGUUUGCGGCUGCUGGGUUGGAUCCCGUGCUCGGUGACUAUAGUUGGUAUCGAUGAGACCAUCUUUUGUCAGGAACGAAUGAUGAAUACCUUCAAAGU